GGACCCGUCCAAAUCCAAGAUGGAGCCGAAUCGAGAAAAAGAAAACCUUCUUGCGCUAAAAGUGAUGCGGCUGACCCGGCCGACCUUCCUCCAUGUGACCCCCAUCACCUGUGAUGACAGAGACUUACCAGGCUCGACAUUUUCCCAGGUAGUUCGGUCAGACAUGGCGAGUUCAGCAGGCCUGGAGGAGUUUGCUAUGGGGGAACUGCUGACACUGCCACAGAACUUUGGGAACAUCUUCCUGGGCGAGACCUUCUCAUGUUACGUCUGCGUUCACAACGACAGCACCCAGCUAGUCAAGGACAUCAUGGUCAAGGCUGACCUUCAGACAUCGUCCCAAAGACUGACCUUGUCAGGGGGCAGCAGCCCACCAAUCCCGGAGCUCGGGCCGGAGGGCAGCAUUGAUGAGGUCAUACAUCAUGAGGUCAAGGAGCUCGGAACACACAUCCUGGUCUGUGCUGUCAGCUACACGACUCAGUCUUCCGAGAAAAUGUACUUCAGAAAAUUCUUCAAAUUCCAGGUAUUGAAGCCUCUUGAUGUGAAAACCAAGUUCUACAAUGCUGAGUCUGAUGAGGUUUACCUGGAGGCGCAGGUGCAGAACAUCACAGCAGCUCCCAUGGUCAUGGAGAAGGUCUCUCUGGAACCCUCAGCUUCUUACAGUGUCUCAGAACUCAACACAGAGGAGAAGGCUGGAAUGUCCAUAUUUGGCACGUCUGUGUACCUGAACCCCAAGGACAUCCGGCAGUACCUGUACUGUCUCAAACCCAAGGCAGAGGUCGGAGCUCCGCGGGGGGUCCUGAAGGGCGUGACGAACAUCGGCAAACUGGACAUCAUCUGGAAAACCAACAUGGGGGAGAAGGGAAGGCUGCAGACCAGCCCACUGCAGAGGAUGGCCCCUGGCUAUGGAGACAUCAGACUGACAGUAGAACAGAUCCCAGACGGAGUUCCCAUGGAGAAACCCUUCAACUUCAAGUGCAGGGUCACCAACUGUUGUGAGAGAACGAUGGACCUGUUACUGCUGCUACAGAACAGUGGAACCAGCGGGCUGUACUGGUGCGGGGUGUCAGGCAAACAGCUGGGCAAACUGGGCCCCAACACUCACAUGGAACUCAACCUGACAUUACUGGCCUCAGUACCAGGACUACAGAGCAUCUCGGGUCUGCGGCUGACAGACACGUACCUGAAGCGGACGUACGAACACGACGACAUCGCGCAGGUGUUUGUCUACUCAGACCAGGAGGAGCCGGCUUAGGUCUGCAACCUUCUCAGCAAGGAAACUACACAGGGCACUUAUGAUGAAGGAAGAACUGGGAAGUCAGUGGCAAGACAUUUUCUGAAGCUCA
Branchiostoma floridae (Florida lancelet) is the source of this 1343-nucleotide messenger RNA. Its product is annotated as trafficking protein particle complex subunit 13-like. Bases 20 to 1252 code for a protein of 410 amino acids. The record is from RefSeq and is a predicted model, not a curated record. Gene Ontology annotation, cellular component: TRAPPIII protein complex. The transcript is spliced from 12 exons. Lineage: Eukaryota; Metazoa; Chordata; Leptocardii; Amphioxiformes; Branchiostomatidae.